AUGACAGGUCCAGUGCAGGAUUCACAAAGGCUUUCUGUGAAAACAUGGACAGAGGACGAGAGUGACCAAGCUGACAGCCCACUCAGCAGAGGUCAGUCGAUGUGUGAUGACACUUCUUCAGAGCUACAGAGGAUGGCAGCUAUUGACAGGAGAGACAUUAAUUCCCAGAAUUCUUUUCAUGGGCGAGGAGCUCUCUCCAGGAUAGUUGGUAUGGUCAUCACUCUUAGAGAAUGGGCUCACAAGAGCAUGGCUGAUGAGACGGAGCGACCAGAUUCCUUCUUGGAGCGUUUCAGAGGUCCAGCCCAGACAGACAUUCAGUCCCCACCCAGCAGAUACAGCCACAGCCACACUGGCUCGGAUGCGGAUAAUGUCACCAGACACACGAGAAGGAGGUGUACUAUCAUGGUCUUAUCUCCGUCUGAUGAUGCUUACUACUACUGGCUGACCGUGAUUGGUGCUGCUGUCUUUUACAACUGGACCGUAUUAGUUGUCAGGGCCUGUUUUGAUGAGCUUCAGAUGAGGAACCUGUUAGUGUGGAUGGUGCUGGACUAUGUCUGUGAUGGCGUCUAUAUCCUGGAUAUUGCUGUUCGCCUCCAUACAGGUUUUCUGGAUCAAGGCUUGAUGGUGAAAGACGUUCGCCGCCUGAGAGAGACCUACGUUCGAACCUCACAGUGUAAAUUUGACGUCUGUUCCAUCCUUCCAACCGACCUGCUGUACCUGACUGUUGGAAUCAGCUACACUCCUCUUCUUCGAUUCAACCGCCUCCUGCGUCUGCCACGUCUUUUUGAUCUGUUUGAACGUACAGAGACCCGAACAGGCUACCCCAACGCUUUCCGUAUUUGUAAACUGGUUCUUUACAUCCUGGUCAUCAUCCACUGGAAUGCCUGUGUAUACUACAGCUUCUCUAAGGUCCUGGGCCUGGGCUCGGACUCAUGGGUUUAUCCCAACGCCUCAGACCCAGAGUUUGGAUCUCUGAGCAGGAGUUACAUAUACUGUCUGUACUGGUCAACCCUGACACUGACCACUAUUGGAGAGACACCACCUCCUGUUAGAGAUGAAGAAUACUUGUUCUUGAUAUUUGACUUCCUGGUUGGUGUCCUGAUUUUCGCUUCCAUUGUGGGAAAUGUUGGAUCCAUGAUCUCUAACAUGAAUGCCACCAGAGCUACUUUUCAGGGCCGUGUAGAUGGGCUGAAACACUACAUGCACUUCAGACAUGUCAGCAAGGUGCUAGAGCAACGUGUCAUUCACUGGUUCGACUACCUCUGGACCAAUCAGAAGACAAUAGAUGAACAGGAAGUACUAAGGAGCCUGCCCAGUAAACUGCGAGCAGAGAUUGCUAUUAAUGUUCACCUGGAGACACUGAAGAAGGUGCGUAUUUUCCAGGACUGUGAGGCAGGCCUCCUGGUGGAGUUGGUGUUAAAACUCCGACCACAGGUGUUUAGUCCUGGAGACUACAUUUGUAGGAAGGGGGAUGUGGGUAAGGAGAUGUAUAUAAUUAAAGAUGGCCGCCUGGUAGUGGUGGGAGAGGAUGGAGUCACCCAGUUAGCUGUUCUAACAGCAGGGAGCUGCUUCGGUGAAAUCAGCAUCCUGAACAUCAGUGGCAGCAAGAUGGGGAACAGACGUACAGCUAACAUUCAGAGUCUGGGUUACUCCGAUUUGUUCUGCCUUUCCAAACAAGACCUAAUGGAGGCACUUCAAGAGUUUCCUCAUGCCCGGUCCCAGCUGGAGCAAAGGGGAAGGGACGUCCUGCGGAAGGAGGGGCUUUUGGAGGAAGUGAACGUGUCUGCGGGGGAGGAGCUACAGGAGAAAGUGGAGCGACUGGAAACCAGUCUGGAUCGGAUGCAGACAUGCCUGGCCCGUCUGCAGAGCGAGUUCAACUCUUCCCAGCUGAGAAUGAAGCAGCGAAUCACGGUGCUCGAACACAACAUCUCCACAGUAGCCACAGGCAGUGGCUUCCUGUCAGACGGCAAUGACAGCGCCUCUGGUGGUGAGGGUGUGCGCAGUGAAAUAAACAUCCGGCUCUGAGGGAAACGCUCCAGCUAUUGAAAUAUCACACCAAGUCUUUAUUGUCACAAA
This is a messenger RNA of Pleuronectes platessa (European plaice), 2076 nucleotides long. Its product is annotated as cyclic nucleotide-gated cation channel. The transcript is spliced from 10 exons. Gene Ontology annotation, biological process: monoatomic cation transmembrane transport. The record is from RefSeq and is a predicted model, not a curated record. Gene Ontology annotation, molecular function: intracellularly cAMP-activated cation channel activity; intracellularly cGMP-activated cation channel activity; protein-containing complex binding. Bases 1 to 2025 code for a protein of 674 amino acids. NCBI's taxonomy places the organism in Eukaryota, Metazoa, Chordata, Actinopteri, Pleuronectiformes, Pleuronectidae. Gene Ontology annotation, cellular component: plasma membrane; intracellular cyclic nucleotide activated cation channel complex.